UGCCUGGACCGCAGGUGUUUCGAGUACCAGCACAGUGAAAAAAGUGUCAUGCACAACUGGAUCAAAACCAGAAGCUGAACCUGAGAAAUUUCAAAAUGAUGAGAAGAGCCCACCCGAAUCCAGGAACUCGAUUCCACCAUUCGCGAAAUUAGUUCCUGCUAUUUGGGACUCUUCAUGCAGAAAAAGGGAAAUUUCUCCAGAUGUUACCCUCGAGGGUAUAUCUCUUCCAAUUCAUGAGGAGUCGACAAUUAUAGAAGACACUUAUUUUCCCUCCCUCGAGGGUGAGAAACAUUCCACUUAAUUGAAAUCCACAAUGAGGGAUAGGUAGACUGUUUCAGUGAUGUGUCCCGCGGUUUUUCAUGUUCGGUAGUGACUGCGCGAGGCUGCGGUGGUGAAACUAAAAGCAAAGAGUGGAUAGGGGUGAAAAAGGGGUGAAACGUGGCAGAAGAAAACGUGGAUGGAAGAAGGAGAGAAGAAGAGGGAAAGAGGCGGUAAUGAUCGUGACGACGGUCGUGCGGACAAAUGAACACCUCGGCACAGCGUUUGGGAUAUUCCAAAGAUGUGAGGAAUGAUCACGUGGGUUAUGGUCGGGCUGCUCCUGGCUGCGGAAACAACGUGUGGCAGAAACGUCGUCUCCGAAAAUGGGGACGGGAAGGACGAAACGAAGCAGAAGAACGGCCUGAAAGCAACUGCUGCUGACGAGGAGGAUAUCUAUCGUCUAACGUGCUACACUUGCGUCAACGUCAGCGAUAACCAGAUGUGCAACGAGUGGGCGAUAGACACCCCAUGUCCGGCGGGUGGCAGGGAUUUCUGCCGAUCUCUGCACAUCCUGGAUAGCCGCGGGAACAGCGUCUUGGUGAGCAAAAGUUGCGCGAGUAGGGCAGAGUGCGGCCCAGCAUCCGUCGGAUGUAUUCCAGUAGACACGCAGAGGAUUUGUAUCAGCUGCUGUGAUCUGAGCUACUGCAACGUGGAGUCACCCACAAACGCGACCAAUGCUAUCUUUUCGCGUAAGCGACGCACGAAAUCGAAGGGCAACGGGAAGCGACCCGGCAAGAACGGGGUCGAGUGUCCCAGUCGAUUUUCCAGCUGCUUUCUCUGGAUCGUCGCGACACUCAUAUAUGCAUAUCAUUGCUGAAGAGGCAAACCAAGAAUGAAGGCAAUAGAUAGAGGAUUCAUUA
Belonocnema kinseyi is the source of this 1178-nucleotide messenger RNA. Its product is annotated as ly6/PLAUR domain-containing protein 6B-like. The transcript has 7 exons. The record is from RefSeq and is a predicted model, not a curated record. NCBI's taxonomy places the organism in Eukaryota, Metazoa, Arthropoda, Insecta, Hymenoptera, Cynipidae. Gene Ontology annotation, molecular function: acetylcholine receptor regulator activity. The coding region runs from base 569 to 1135 and encodes 188 amino acids.